This is a messenger RNA of Oncorhynchus tshawytscha (Chinook salmon), 6019 nucleotides long. RefSeq names its product contactin-associated protein 1. The transcript has 24 exons. Bases 590 to 4519 code for a protein of 1309 amino acids. The record is from RefSeq and is a predicted model, not a curated record. NCBI's taxonomy places the organism in Eukaryota, Metazoa, Chordata, Actinopteri, Salmoniformes, Salmonidae.
AAAGGAACAACCUUAUUCUACGACAGUAAAACGAAUCCCAUAAAGCCUGGGUUACUAAACUACUGAUUAGGUAUAUUUGCGGAACUAUUGACAACAACGUCAAACGUAAUAGCGUUAAAAUUAUCUACUGGGAAACAGAAGUAGCUUGCUGGACCAAAAAGUUUAUUUCUCUCUCACCCCUUCCUUCCUACCUUCCUUCUUCUGGACCAAAACUACGCGGAGUUCUGGUGGAUCCACUGAAGUCACAGAGUCAAAGCACACGCGUUGCUAGUAUUUCACAUCCACAAAGUGAUCACAAUGAUCACUUGGAAAUGUGUCCCCUAUAUGUGACCUUAAUUAUAAACAAUUUACAUAAAAUAUAGCCUAGCAGUGCGCGCUCUCGGUGAAGCGCAGCAUCAGCACCAGUAACUGAUGCGCGUCCCCGCCCCGGCAGAGGCUACCCGAGAUCCCCGGAAGAGGAGUUGAAACUGCGCUAGUUAAAGUUGGGAAAAGGGGGGUGAAAGGAUGCUACCGUGCCCUGUGGAUAGGAGAACACAAUCUACGAUCUAAUUAACAUAGCAUGUGCGGAAACGCGUGUCCUCUGUAAAGGAUGAUUUGCAAAAUAUUGAGCAUAAUCCUUUUAUUUUGGGGUGUUCAAGAAUGCUCAUCACAUGAAUGUGUUGAUCCCUUGGUAUCUUCGCUCUAUGCCAACUCCUUCUUGGCCUCUUCCAGAUAUAACUUUUUGUACUCUGCCAACUUUGCCAAAUUGUAUGGGAGCAGUGGCUGGUCCCCGUCCCCCCGGGACAGACAGCCCUGGCUGCAGAUUGAUCUGAAGAGGAAGUACCGCAUCCAGGCCAUCGCCACCCAGGGCACCUUCAAUUCCUAUGACUGGGUCACAAAGUACACACUACUCUAUGGUGACCGCCCCGACUCCUGGACGCCCUACGUUAUGAAAGGAGGGAACUCGACGAUGCCUGGGAACUGGAACUACCACCAGGUGAAGAGGAAUGUGUUCCACUAUGCCUUCACAGCCAAACACAUCCGCCUCCUGCCCCUGGGGUGGAACACAGAGAAUGGAGGCAAGAUUGGUGUCAGGCUGGAGGUGUUUGGCUGUGCUUACGACUCCUACGUGAUGCAGAUGAACGGAGACGACUCGGUGGCCUUCAUGUUCCCAGGGAAGAGGUUCCGGACCCUGCAGGACCAUUUUGCCGUGAACUUUAAGACCCUGGAGCAGGACGGGCUGCUGCUACACAGUGAGGGAGUCCAGGGAGACAUCUUGACCCUGGAACUGAGGAAAGGACGCCUCGUCCUCACCAUCGGCCUAGGAAGCAGUACGGUCAACCAGGUGGACGGUCGGACCACAAUGACCGUUGGCAACAUACUAGAUGACCAGCACUGGCAUUACGUCACUAUCAAGCGCUACGGUCGACAGGUCAACUUCACAGUGGACGCCCACACUGAGACGACCAUUAGCAAAGGAGAUUUCACCUACAUAGACCUGGACACUCAGAUGUAUGUGGGCGGAGUGAUUGAGCCCAAUGUGCCCCACCUCCCAGAGGUUCCUAACUUCCGUGGCUGCCUGGAGAACGUCUUCAUCAACGGGAUCAACGUCAUCAACAUGGCCCAGGACCAGGAGCCUGAGAUACGCAUCCCUCGGCAGAAAAAGAUGCACUACGCGUGCCGUGACAUCCUGUGGAAGCCCAUGACCUUCGCCGGGCCCAACAACUACCUGCAGGUGCCUGGGUUCUUCAGGAAGCCUCGGAUGUUUGUGAAGUUUAAGUUCCGUUCCUGGGACUACACAGGCCUGCUGAUGUUUACACGCUUCGCUGAUGACCUGGGAGCCUUGGAGCUGGGCCUGAGUGAGGGACAGGUCAAUGUCACACUCUUUCAGCCAGGCAAGAAGAAACUACAGUUCGCAGCAGGUUACCGUUUGAAUGACGGUUUCUGGCACACGGUAGACGUAGCAGCCAGGGACAACCUACUGUCAAUCACCAUAGAUGAGGAGGAGGGCUCUCCGCUGAAAAUCACCAACCCCUUCACUGUCCGCACAGGGGACCGCUACUUCUUUGGAGGGUGUCCGAAGACUAACAACACGAUCAGGAAGUGUGAGACCAAGCUGAACCACUUCCACGGCUGCAUGCAGCAGAUCUUUAUCGACAACGAGCCGGUGGACAUCGACAUCAUCCUGCAGCGACGCUGGGGACGCUACGCUGAACUGUUGUUGGGCACCUGUGGUAUCACUGACAGAUGUACUCCAAACCCCUGUGAACACGAGGGCAGAUGCAUCCAGUCCUGGGAUGACUUCAUAUGUCUGUGCGAGAACACAGGCUACAAAGGGGAGGUGUGCCAUAUGUCGGUCUACAAAGAGUCGUGUGAGGCCUACAGACUUACUGGCAAAUCCUGGUCAGGGAAUUAUACCAUAGACCCGGACCUGAGCGGACCCUUGAAACCAUUCGAGGUGUACUGCACGAUGAAAUCCGACAAGGCAUGGACGAUAGUGAUGCAUGACCGUAUCGACGGUAUCAAGGUGACCGGUAGCACGGUGGACCGUCCUUACAUAGGAGAUGUCAACUACUGGAAUGCCUCCUGGGACGAUGUCACAGCACUGGCCAACACCUCCAUGUACUGUGAACAGUGGAUCGACUACUCCUGCUACAAGUCACGCAUCCUCAACACGCCCAAUGGGAGACCGUACAGUUUCUGGAUUGGUCGAAAUAACGAGAGUCACGAGUACUGGGGCGGGGCUUUCCCUGAGAGUGGGAAGUGUGGCUGUGCUAUCAACCAGACCUGCACUGAUGCCAGGUUUCACUGUAAUUGUGACGCUGACUACCGCCAAUGGUACUCAGACAAGGGCUAUCUGAUGUGGAAGGACCACCUCCCAGUGAGGAAGGUGGUGGUGGGGGACACCAACAGGACGGGGUCAAAGGCCCACAUCAGCCUCGGGCCCCUACGUUGCCACGGCGACAGGAGCAUCUGGAAUACCAUAUCGUUCACCAAGCCCACCUACAUCGAGUUCCCCACCUUCAGGCCAGGCAGCACCGUCGACAUCUCCUUCCACUUUAAAACCUACCGCCCCCAUGGAGUCUUCCUGGAGAACUCAGACGACUGGCUCCGUAACUUCAUACGCAUUGAGCUCAACACCACCCAGAACCUGGUCUUCAUAUUCAUGGUGGGAGACGGCAUCCUCAACGUGACGCUACGCUCGCCGGUGCCUCUAAACGACAACGAGUGGCACUUUGUCCAGGCAGAGCUCAACGUGAAGUUGGCCAGGAUCAAAGUGGACUAUCAGCCAUGGGCUGUGAGACGCUUCCCUGGCCAGACCUUUGUCACCAUGGAGUUCACCCACCCUCUCCUCGUGGGCGCAGCCAAUCGCACGCUGUGGCCAUUCCUGGGCUGCCUCCGAGGGUUACGAAUGAACGGUGCAACCCUUGACUUGGAAGGCAAAGCGAAUGAGGAACAGGGUAUACGGCGGAACUGUACGGGCCAGUGUCUGAACGCAACCAUACCGUGUCGAAACGCCGCCCAGUGUAUCGAGGGCUACGCCGCCUACACCUGUGACUGCGGCAACACUGCCUUCGACGGAUUCUACUGCCACAAAGACAUUGGGGCCUACUUUGAGAUAGGCUCGUGGUUGCGCUACAACAUCAGAAAGAAGCCUACGACCAAUGAGGAGUGGUGGGCUAACUGGCUGGACCCCCACUACCACAACUUCAGCCUGGGCUACAACGACACCAGUGAUGAGAUAGAGUUCAGCUUCAGUACCUUCCAGACCCCGGCUGUACUGCUCUACAUCAGCUCUUUCGUCCAGGACUACAUGGCUGUCAUCCUGAAGAAAGAUGGAACCUUAGACAUGAGGUAUAGGCUGGGGUUGAUUACCCACAAGUACCAGUUGUCCUUCAGGAACCUGGCAGAUGGAUACCCCCACUACGUCAACAUAACCAGACACAACAGGACCAUCAGGACACAGGUGGACUACAUGGAGCCGAUAGUGGAGAAGAUCACCCUAGUGGAGGACGGCAGGUUUGACUCACCCAAGAACAUCUUCCUGGGGAGAGUGAUGGAGGUGGGUGACAUUGACUAUGAGAUCCAGAGGCAUAACAGUCCUGGCCUGGUGGGCUGUAUAUCUGGGGUGAGGUACAACAUCUACGCACCUCUUAAGACCCUCUUCCGGCCGAACGAGACGGAACCGCCGGUCACCGUGCAGGGCUUCGUCUCCGAGUCUAACUGUGGGGCCUUCCCUCCUGUCCAUGGAUAUGUCCCCUGGGAGGCGGACCACUGGUUCACUUCUAUAGAAUACAUAUAUAUCCACGAUGACCUAGGCCUGUUUUGGUUGACAGUUGUCGUCGCCGCAGCCGUGAUAUUGCUGUUCAUAGGUCUGUACAGCAUCUACAUCUAUCUGUACCGGUACAAGGGCAGCUACCACACCAACGAGCCCAAGAACUUCCUGGAGUCCCCUGGAGGCAGCAGCUCCAGGCCCCUGACAGGGACCCUGGAGAAGAAGCGAUAUCCAGCGAUAGAGGAAGACUUUCGGAGUGACUAACCUCAGGCUGGGGAACGGCGGGAGGGAGGAGGGGGUGGGAGGGAUUGAACUGGGGAGGUUUUGGGGCUUACAACAACCACAAUACCUGUUUAUGUUUUAUAAUUCCUUUAACUUUUUGAUUUGCUUUUCGGUUUUGUUUUCCUUUCCCCAGGUAUGUGUUAUCUUAAGCCUGGUGCUCGACCUAGUGUUGUUUUUCUAAUGUGUUCAUAGUUUUGCAGGCUUCGGGGAUCAAAUCAAGCCCGGAUUGCGUGAGUGACGACCGACCAGGCUCACACUGUAUUGAAAGGCUGACCAACUGAAGUGCCUCGACAGAGCAAAACAAGAUCAGAAAUAACCCCAUGAGUUCAUUGAGGAUUUGAGACUUAAACUGAGGGAAUUAGAUUUCACACGCAGUAACACGUAUUCAGCAGCCUCUUCUGGUUUGCAGGUCUGUCAAUGAGAUCACUUGAUAGAUCAAUGCCAUCUCUACUGUGUAUCUCUUUCCGACCAUCCACUCUUGCAGCCGUUUCGAUAAAGCCAUCCAAACUAUCCCACUCGCCCCAUCCUUUGACUAGUGAGCUAGGAUCCACCACAGAGAGAUGCUGCAACGGUGCAGCAACAACAACAACACGCACAAUCUGGCAUCUGCAAACAGCCUGUCCUGCUUAACACCAAUUGAAGAAGCUAUAAAAAGCAUGGAGCUCUAAGCUUUGACAUGACAUAUCUAAAGAAUAAUGGAAGGCAUAUAAACAUAUAUUUGUUGUAUUGCAGCCUAUGAAAGUGCAUACCUAUACAAAAGAGGAACAUGUAUUAAUGGUUCGUUUCAUUAGAUAGCAGCUUGGCCAAUUACAGUAUGCUCUGCGAUUCCUAACCCGAUUCCCAACCAAUCAAUGAAGAGGAACAUGUAUUAAUGGUUCGUUUCAUUAGAUAGCAGCUUGGCCAAUUACAGUAUGCUCUGCGAUUCCUAACCCGAUUCCCAAACCAAUCAAUGAAGCAGUCAUGUACGAUCAACAAAACAUACUGAAUAGAUGUGACAUUUAACUCGGGAAUAUAAGACGAUCGCCAAUAUUCUUGUUCAGAAUCCUCAGAGUAACAUGUGAAAUGGCUGGGUAGCGCUAAGAAGCCGUGGUAGUUUGACGUUUCCCAGCGGUAGUGCUAUUCGUGUUGGUGUGAGACUGGCCGUUGGUGCACUGCAGAAAAGGGAAUGGAGAUGUUAAACCAGGGACAGGACAACCUAUUAUAUUGCUAGUAAUCCUCAUUCCACGCUUCGUUUUCUGUUUGACUUCCAGUAGAGAGUGAACAUGCGGCUGAAAUCGGGGUGCUAUUUCAGAAUCAGAGGCCCCGGCGUGUAGGGGCCCCUACCAACAGCAGCCCUGUCGACCAGCCUGGUCAGGACUCAUUACAAAUGUCUUUCAGGAAAAGAGCUGCUCCGCAUGAACAUCCGGACAUGCAAACACACACACACACACACACACACACACACACACACACACACACACACACACACACACACACACACAC